AAUUUCUCCCCAAACUGCUGCCAUUAUAUAAAGCUCAAGUCUUCUUUAUCUCCACAACAGAUAAGUGAUACCCCAGUGCGACAUGACCAUCUCCAUCUCUGCCACUAACGGCCACACCAACGGCCAUGCCAAAGCUGCCAAGCAUCAUUCCAAACGCUUGUCUGAGUUCGGUUUUUCUACGCGAGCUAUUCAUGUAGGGUCAGAGCCAGACCCCACAACUGGCGCCGUCAUUCCCCCCAUAUCCCUCAGCACGACAUACAAACAAGAUGAAGUGGGCGUGCACAAGGGCUUUGAAUAUUCUCGUUCUGGCAAUCCAAAUCGCGAUGCAUUAGAGCGCACGCUUGUAGGCCUGGAGGCAGGCGCAGGACACGCUAUCACGUUUGCUUCGGGCAGUGCGACGACAGCAACCAUCUUGCAGUCUCUAGGUCCAAACGCGCACGUCCUCAGCGUGAACGAUGUCUACGGCGGUACCUUCCGGUACCUCACAAGGGUUGCGAAGGAAACCAUGGGUAUCGAGUCGACGUUUGCAGACUUGGAGAACUUGUCAGACGAUAAAAUACUAGGUGCCAUAAAGGAGAAUACCAAGCUUAUCUGGAUCGAAUCGCCAACAAAUCCCACCCUCCGACUAAUUGAUAUUCCGCGCAUAGUAGGUCUUGCACAUCGAGCUCCAUCAAAGCCCCUCGUUCUCGUAGACAACACCUUCCUCUCCCCAUUCUAUGCUUCCCCACUCCUACAAGGCGCUGACAUCGUCAUUCACUCUCUCACCAAAUACGUCAACGGCCAUUCUGAUGUCGUCAUGGGCGCUGCCAUCCUUCCCUCCUUGUCCACGCCAGACAGAGACUACGAAGGUCUCGUCCAGAAGCUCCGCUUCCUCCAAAAUGCCCACGGCGCCGUUCCGAGUCCUUUCGACAGUUGGCUCGCCCAGCGCGGCGCCAAAACUCUCGCAGUGCGAAUGAAAACCCACGGUUUGAAUGCACUCCGGAUUGCCUCCUUCCUGACUUCGCACCCCGCUGUCGAACACGUCAUCUACCCCGGUCUGGCCUCGCACCCACGACAUGCCCUAGCACGCACGUCUGUCAGCCCACACGCACAGCAGUUCAUCAAUAGCCUACCGCCAUCGAGCCUUGCGCACGGUAUACCCUACGGCGGGAUGGUCUCAUUCCGUCUACGUGGUGGUGCAAGGAGUGCAGAGGCGCUAUUGCCGCAAUUGAAGUUGUUCACUCUUGCUGAGAGUUUGGGCGGUGUAGAGAGUCUUGCAGAGUUGCCUGCGCGGAUGACGCAUGCGAGCAUUCCGCUGGCGGAACGUGAGGCGCUGGGCAUUGAGGGCCUGGUGCGUCUGAGCUGUGGAAUUGAGGAGGUCGAAGAUUUAGUGGAUGACCUGAGGGCGGCGUUGGAUGGCCUCGAAGAUGAGGACAGUGGGUGUGAGAGCGGGUUGGUGACGCCAUCGGAAGUGAGUGAUGAUGGUGCGAAUGAGCUGCAAUGAUUGUACGUAGAGUUUACUGUUUUGAAUAUCUAUGUAGAUGUUACCGUACUCAUUUCUGUGGCUAUUAGCUUUGGAGAUCUAAUUUUACUUUCAUUGCACAACCAGCAGGCUGUGAACAUGAUAUAGAUUGGAGAGUAAGAUCCACUGCACAGGAUAUCACCU
Messenger RNA from Suillus bovinus, 1645 nucleotides. RefSeq names its product Cys/Met metabolism PLP-dependent enzyme-domain-containing protein. Gene Ontology annotation, molecular function: pyridoxal phosphate binding; cystathionine gamma-lyase activity. The record is from RefSeq and is a predicted model, not a curated record. NCBI's taxonomy places the organism in Eukaryota, Fungi, Basidiomycota, Agaricomycetes, Boletales, Suillaceae. Gene Ontology annotation, biological process: transsulfuration. Gene Ontology annotation, cellular component: cytoplasm. The transcript is spliced from 4 exons. Bases 83 to 1483 code for a protein of 466 amino acids.